Callithrix jacchus (white-tufted-ear marmoset) is the source of this 2657-nucleotide messenger RNA. RefSeq names its product solute carrier family 16 member 4 (gene SLC16A4). The record is from RefSeq and is a predicted model, not a curated record. Gene Ontology annotation, molecular function: monocarboxylic acid transmembrane transporter activity. Gene Ontology annotation, biological process: transmembrane transport; monocarboxylic acid transport. NCBI's taxonomy places the organism in Eukaryota, Metazoa, Chordata, Mammalia, Primates, Cebidae.
CUUGGCUCUUACAGCACUUUUCACAGUGCAGCAAAACGAAAUGCCUUAGAAAAACAGUAACAUUCCAGAAAAUGGUAUAAUUUAUUUUUCUUUCUGAAUUGCCUGAUCUGUGGAGGAUUUCUUCGCUGAACACAUCAAAGCCUGCUCACCAGAUGGCCAUUCCACACACGCUGCCAGCUGACUCUCCUUUCCAGUAAGAAACAAUCGGCCUUUGACCUGACAGGGAAAUAAUGAAUACUGUACCCCCUUCAUCAGAACAUUUACAUUUUCUUUUUGCUAUCACUCUUUAUAAAAACAUGUUUAUUUUACUGAAUGGAUUGUGAGAAGGUAGCAUCGCCAUGUCACUCCUGAAAGCAUGUAUCUCCUAAGAAUAUUCUGUUGUGGAACCACAAGAUCACCAUCAUAUCCAAGAGUCCACAGUUCACCCAGAGGACCAGCAGGGUGAUGCACAGCUCUCCAAGAAACUGGCUUGCAGACCUGGGUGAUGGACACUGAAUCCAGUUCUAGGAGUGGCCACCCAUCACUGAGAUAAAAAGUUUAAAAGUUUAGUUUCUUGUCCACUCAAUCGUCUUGGAUUUAUCACAAGGAUCUUCUGCAUUUAAAAUAGAAGAGGCAUCAUGCUGAAGAGGGAGGGAAAGGCCCGACCUUACACUAAAACCCUGGAUGGAGGAUGGGGAUGGAUGAUUGUGUUUCAUUUUUUCCUGGUGAAUGUGUUUGUGAUGGGGAUGACCAAGACAUUUGCAAUUUUCUUUGUGAUCUUUCAAGAAGAGUUUGAAGCCACCUCAGAACGAACUGGUUGGAUUGGAUCCAUCAUGUCAUCUCUUCGUUUUUCUGCAGGUCCCCUGGUUGCUAUGAUUUGUGACAUACUUGGAGAGAAAACUACCUCCAUUCUUGGGGCUCUCCUUGUUACUGGUGGAUAUCUGGUCAGCAGCUGCGCCACAAGUAUUCCUUUUCUUUGUGUGACUAUGGGACUUCUACCUGGUUUGGGUUCUGCUUUCUUAUACCAAGUAGCUUCUGUGGUAAUUACCAAAUACUUCAAAAAACAAUUGGCUCUUUCUACGGCUAUUGCCCGUUCUGGGAUGGGUCUGACAUUUCUGUUGGCACCCUUUACAAAAUUCCUGAUAGAUCUGUAUGACUGGACAGGUGCCCUUAUAUUACUUGGAGGUAUCACAUUGAAUUUGGUGCCUUCUAGUAUGCUCUUAAGACCUGUCUGUAUCAAAAGUGAGAACAAUUCUGGUAUUGAAGAUAAAGGCAGCAGUCUGUCUGCACAUGCUCCAGAGGCAUGUGGAACAGAAACAUACUGCGACGAGACACAAGAGUCUACCAUCGAGGACAGUACUAUGCAGAAGGCUGGACUACCUAGUGAAUGUGUAAUAGUCUCACAAAAUCAAAAUGAAGAGUUCUGCAAUGGACCUAACAGGAACAGACUGUUAUUAAAAAGUAAUGAAGAAAGUGAUAAGGAGGCUACUUGGUGGAGAUGCAAACAAAAACUCUUUGAUAUUUCUGUCUUUAGAAAUCCUUUCUUCUACAUAUUUACUUGGUCUUUUCUCCUCAGUCAGUUAGCAUAUUUCAUCCCUACCUUUCACCUGGUAGCCAGAGCCAAAACACUGGGGAUUGACAUCAUGGAUGCCUCUUACCUUGUUUCUGUAGCAGGUAUCCUUGAGGCGAUCAGUCAGAUUAUUUCUGGAUGGGUUGCUGAUCAAAAUUGGAUUAAGAAGUAUCAUUACCACAAGUCUUACCUCAUCCUCUGCGGCAUCACUAACCUGCUUGCUCCUUCAGCCACCACAUUUCCACUACUCAUGACCUACACCAUCUGCUUUGCCAUCUUUGCUGGUGGUUACCUGGCAUUGAUACUACCUGUACUGGUUGAUCUCUGUUGGAAUUCUACAGUACACAGGUUUUUGGGAUUUGCUGGUUUCUUUGCUGGGAUGGCUGUCCUUUCUGGACCACCUAUAGCAGGUUGGUUAUAUGAUUAUACCCAGACAUACAACGGCUCGUUCUACUUCUCUGGCAUAUGCUAUCUCCUCUCUUCAGUUUCCUUUUUUUUUGUACCAUUGGCUGAGAGAUGGAAAAACAGUCUGACCUGAAAGAGAGAUGACUGCAAUCAAGUGAGAGCUUAAGGAAAGAAAAUCUAACCUAAUAUGUCAUGACAAACAAAGGCUUGAAAGAAAAGCAUCUACAUUUGUACAAUGAGAAGAUAAACCAGACAAGACUUUUAAGGUUCCUUCUUGCUUUAGCAUUCUGAGAAAUAGCUAAUUGGUAGUAAGACAAGAGUAAUGGCAACCUAUAUUGUUAGCAUUUAAUCAAAUAGGCUAAAAUUGUAAUUGGGUACCUUACAUAUUAAAUAGAAAUCACAGUAUACUAUAAUAAAUCCAAACUCUCAAUCAUGCCAUGGUAAUUCAGUCACUAAAAUAUGUAAAGAUAGAAAACUUUUUCUUAAUUUAAAUAUGUGUAAAAUAUAGUCAUUGAUUGAUCAGAACUCUGGAAUCUGAAUAUUAAAACCUUACUUAGUGACUGGUAUGGCAUAUACUCCCUUCAAAAGUUUAUCUUUGUUUAUUGAUUAAAGGUAAUCCUUACUUUGCAUUACUUACGUUCUUAAAUUUCUAAUAAACAUGUAUUGCUAAAUAAAAAGUAAAUAAAAACUGGUUUUAAAACUU